Molecule: messenger RNA, 441 nt
Organism: Scomber scombrus (Atlantic mackerel)
Lineage: Eukaryota; Metazoa; Chordata; Actinopteri; Scombriformes; Scombridae
Gene: atp5pf
Product: ATP synthase peripheral stalk subunit F6
Exons: 4
Coding region: 51-374 (107 amino acids)
Biological process (GO): proton motive force-driven ATP synthesis
Molecular function (GO): proton transmembrane transporter activity
Source: RefSeq, a predicted model, not a curated record
ACCGCGGGUCGUCCACAUUUGGUGUCUGUGCUCUGAGUGUCAAACCCAAGAUGGCACUUCAUCGGUUAUUCCAGCUGUCCUCUCUGCUGCGCUCCGCCGUGGGCCCGACUCUACGAAGGAACGUCGGCAUGUCUGCCGUCGCCUUCAACCAGGCCAAGAACCUCGACCCCGUCCAGAAACUGUUCUUGGACAAGAUCCGUGACUACAGAACCAAGAGCAAGGCAUCUGGUGGCAUUGUGGAUGGAGGACCCUCUUACCAGAAGAACGUGUCUGAAGAGGUCAUCAAACUAGAGAGGCUAUACGGCGGAGGAGACCUCGCCAAGUUCCCCGACUUCAAAUUCGCAGAUCCGAAGCUGGAUGAAGCGGCCAAGUGAAUGCUGUCCAUGUUAUUCUCCUACAUGUCAUCAAUAUGUUGUAUUUAAUAAAAGGUAGUGGAUUGAA